This is a messenger RNA of Rosa chinensis, 5023 nucleotides long. RefSeq names its product disease resistance protein RGA2. Gene Ontology annotation, molecular function: protein binding; ADP binding. Lineage: Eukaryota; Viridiplantae; Streptophyta; Magnoliopsida; Rosales; Rosaceae. Bases 501 to 3365 code for a protein of 954 amino acids. The transcript is spliced from 12 exons. Gene Ontology annotation, biological process: defense response to other organism. The record is from RefSeq and is a predicted model, not a curated record.
CAACAGCAGCUAAUUCCUGGAAAAGAAUAGCUAAAUGAAAGGAUCUUCCAGAUUAAAUGAGCUACGGUUCAAUCCAUACAGAACUAAAUCUUAAAAAAGCAGAGAUAACAUGUAAAGAAUUUGAUUCCAUGAUAAGAGAAGCUGCCACUUGGUUGGAUUCCAAGGUUCACUGUUGGUAAUGGAGCAGCUGUAAAGACUGCAGAGAAGAACAAUAUAUAUGGACCCAUCAUAAUCUAGGUUUCUUUCUUUCCUUCCUUCCUUCGGUAAAGAAUGCUGCUUUUCAUAUCCUGUGGUUCUAGUUUCUUCAUAUAUGCUUCUACUAUUAAAGAGGAAUAUUCAAAAUGCUCUGCUGAACUAAUAAUUGAGGCACCUUCCUUAGUCCCUAAUCUAAUUUCGACCCUAUAUACUUAGAUGAGAGGUGAGAGCACACUCAUCAAACAAUUUCAUAUUCAUCUCUGUUAUUUUUCCCUUGCAAUUAUAACCAAUUCCCAACGCCAAGAAUGGCUGAUGCAUUCAUCUCCGCGCUUCUGGAGCAACUGGCUUCAGUAGUUUUUGAACACACAAAACAAGCGGUGACACUCGUUUUGAAUGCUGAGGAAGAUGUUCAUAGUUUCAGCAGCCAUCUCAAUGCCAUCCAAGCUGUGCUGGAGGAUGCAGAAGAGAAACAAGUGAUGGAGGCCAGGGUGAGAGACUGGUUGGAGAAGCUCAAAGAUGUAUCGUACGAGAUGGAUGACGUCCUAGACGAGUGGAACACUGAAAUUCUCAAACAACAACUGGAGGAAGGUGAAAGUGCUUCUGUUACCAAGAAGAAGGUAUGUUUCCCCACUCCCGCCAAUUGCUUUUGUUUUGGCCAAGUCAGUAAGGCAAUCCAUCAUCAUAACAUUGCUACAAGGAUAAAGAAACUGAAUGAGAAACUAACUGUGAUUGCUGCUGAAAAAGAACAGUAUGACUUUCAUCUAUCCACAAUACGUGGCUCUGAUGAGCAGCUUAUUCAACGGCCAAAAACUUCAUCUUUGGUCGAUAUAUCUACAAUCUUUGGCCGAGAAGAAGAAAAAGAAUGUUUGUUAAGCAAGUUAUUGAGAGAGAGUAACCAGGAUGGGGGGAGGUUCCUUGUCAUCCCUAUUGUAGGGAUGGGAGGGAUGGGGAAAACAACUCUUGCCCAAUUAGCCUAUAACGAUGAAAAAGUUACAACCCAAUUUGAUAAGAAAGUCUGGGUUUGUGUCUCAGAUCCUUUUGAUGAGAUUAAGAUUUCUAAAGCGAUCACUGAAAAUCUGGGUGGGGCCCAAAGUAGUUCAAAUGAGUUGGAAACUCUAAUUCUAUGUAUAAAGUCACACGUUGAGAAUAAGAAGUUUCUCCUCGUCCUAGAUGAUGUGUGGACAGAGGACAAAACCAAGUGGGAAAAUUUGAAACUACCGGUAAUAAUGCAAAGUUGUGCUAAAGGCAGUACGAUACUGGUGACCACGCGAAAACAAGGGGUUGCUAAAAUGAUGAAGGCAACUAGUAACAUGAUCCUUUUAGACAAGUUGAGGGAUAGGGAUUGUCUAGCAUUGUUCAAUAGCAUUGCAUUUUUGGAUAGGGAAGAAGAUGAGGCUAAUGGGUUUGGAGUUAUUGGUGAGGAAAUUGUGAAAAAGUGUAAAGGUUUGCCUCUUGCGUUAAAGACUUUAGGCAGUUUAGUGUGGCAUAAGAAAACAAGAGAGGAAUGGCGGGAGGUUCUGAACAGUAAGGUAUGGGAAUUAGAAGAAGUUGAGGAACAAGUUUUCCGACCACUAUUACUAAGUUAUUACGAUUUGACCCCAGCAGUCAAGAGGUGUCUUUUGUAUUGUGCUAUAUUUCCUAAAGAUUAUGAGUUACGAAAAGAUAAUUUGAUUGAGCUUUGGAUGUCACAAGAUUAUCUUAAUUCAAAGAAAAACAAACAAAAGAGAAGAAUAGGUCAAAAUUAUUUUGAAAGUCUAGCAAUGCGGUCUUUCUUUCAAGAUUUUAGAAAAGAUGAUACGGGAAAUAUUAGAGGGUGUAAGAUGCAUGAUAUUGUGCAUGACUUUGUGCACUCUCUUACUAAAAAAGAAAUCAUUAUUAUAGAAGCAGUUGAGGGUGCUAAUCAAAGAAUGGAGCUAUCGGGUGAUAAAGUUCGUCAUUUGACCUUAACAAGUUUACCCGAAGGUCCACUUUCAUUUCCUACUUCAUUUUACAAUUGCAAAAAUAUGCGUACCCUCACACUCCCUUAUUCAAGCAUUACAACCAUAAGCCUCGGUUCAAUUAUGCAAAUGAAAUGUCUUAGGACAUUGAAUUUGAGUCAUAAAAUCCUCAAUGAAGUUCCAAAAGAGAUCGGGGAAUUGAUUCAUUUGAGAUGCAUGGAUUUGUCUCACAGUGGCAAUUUGAAAGAAUUACCGGAUGCUGUGUGUGAUUUAUACAAUCUACAAACUCUGGUCCUUGAGGGGUGCUCAGAACUUCAGAAACUACCCAAAGCAAUGGGAAAGUUGAUUAACUUAAAGCAUCUAUAUGUUCGGAAUUGUUAUAAGCUGAGGUACUUACCAAAAGGGAUUCGGAGUUUGAAAAUUCUGGAAGCACUAGAUUGCUUUUAUGUGUGUGAGGGUAAUGACGAAGCAUUGAGAUUAGGAGAUCUCGGAACCAUGGACCAGCUUCAGGGGAGCCUUUGGAUAGAAAGAUUGGGGAAAGAUGAUGCGAGUGAGAUUGAGAAAGCCCAGUUCGGGAAUAAGGAGCACCUCUCUCAUUUGGGAGUAGGUUUCCAGGUUGGAGAUGGAGAUGGAGAUGAUGAUGCAGUGCAGAGAAAAGGUGAUGAAGAAAUACUGAAUGCAUUGCAACCACAUCAAAAUUUGGAACAUUUAUCCAUUUGGAAUUGCCAUGGCACCACCAAGUCUCUCUAUUGGAUCAAGUCUUUACACAACUUGAGAAAAGUUGAUCUCUUAAAUUGGGAGUUUUGUGAACUUUUGCCUCCUCUUGGAAAAUUGCCAUCGCUUGAAAUUUUGGACAUAUGGGUGAUAGAGAAAGUGAAAAAGGUGGGAGUAGAAUUUCUGGGAAUAGAAAAAGAAGAAGAACAAGUCUCAGGAAUUCUAUUUCCCAGAUUGAAACAACUCUCUUUUAUUGGCAUGCCCAACUGGGAAGAAUGGGAAGGAAUAAUAAAGAAUUCUUCUGAAAUUCAAAUAAUGCCAUGCCUUUCUUACUUGGAAAUUACUCGGUGCCCAAAGCUAAAAGCACUGCCAGACUUGCUCUACAAGAUAACAACACUGCGGACUUUGAAGAUCACGUCUUGUGAAAUUCUGGAAAGAGAUUAUCAAAAAGAUGUGGGGAAGGAGUGGCACAACAUUUCUCAUAUCCCAAACCUCACAAUUGAAUCUCCAUGGAAUUGAACAGAGAAAAUCCCACCAACCUAUAAUUUUUCCGUGGAUGAGGAUGUGUUUUCUCUCUUUAAUUACUUGGCGUGCUUCUGAAUGAUGGGCUUCCAUGUCCUCUCAUGGAUGCACACUGCACUCAGGAUCUUCAUCAGGAAGAACUUGCAAAUGCAAAUGGAAUGUGCGCCAGUCAAUCCGGAUAUGGUAACUGAGAAUCUUAAGUUACACUUGAGGACCACAUUGAAGCUUCUAGGACUAAUAAUGUCAUUGGAGUUGUCAAGCUGAUGAAGCUCUCUAGAUAGAAAAGGUAGUGACUGAAUUAACUUGUGAAGUUAGAGUUCAUCCAAUCUGAUCUGCUUAUGCAACAUGCUGGGGGUAUGGAGGUAUGGACUAUUCUUCAGUAGCUUAAAUGUUUCAAAGCCUCUUAGGUACAGGAGUUGGUUGUUAAUUUGUUGAACGGUCUAAAAAUUUAACUCCAGGUGGAGAAAUGAAUCUGAUUUUGAUGAACACAUUCUAUGCAAGACGGAAUAUGUAUCAGGCGGACUUUCACCACAAAGGAAAUUUGGUGGAAGCUUUUUGUGAAAUGGACAUUAAUGCUGAUCGGGAUUUGGUAAAUGGGACUUGAAAGAUUUUGUAUAAUCUGCAUCCUAACAAUAAACAUGGAGCCCGGUAAAUGGUGUGAACUCAAGACUGAAAGAUUUAUUGGAUAUCCUCUAGAACCAAACCCUAUCACUUCACCAUCAUUGAAGUUACAGGUUCAUGUUAAAAGUUCAGUGUGAAGCUUGAUAAGUGUUUUACUUGGAUAAAGGAUUUGAAGAUGCAAAAUCAGUUGAAGUUAAAUGGUGGUUUUGUAACUGGAGCUACAGGAUUCUGUUGAGUGACAUUGGUUGCUUAUCUGUUGAGGCACCAAAUGAUCAUUAACUCCCGCUGGAGAAACGAACACAUUGUACGAAGGAGGAUUAUCUAGCAGUGGUGGUACGCACCAAAAAGAUGGUUUUAGGUGCGUACCACCACUGCUGGGUAAAAGAUAUCAGCAUUUUAAGUAAUCCAGUUAACGGGAGUUGGAAGCUGUUUGUGCAAUCUGUAUCAAAUAGUAGCCAAGGUAAAUGUAUUCUGAAAGAUUCGUUGGGCAUCGUCUCACUCAAACUCGACCAACAUCAUCUCGUUGAAGAAGAAAAAAAACUCCUCCAAAAAUGUUAUAGUUAAUUGAACUUCCUAAGCCCGAGUUCAUCCAAGCUGAUUUUCCGAUGCAGCAUGGCCAGGUACUAAGAGCUUGUUGCGAUUGGCUCGCCAUUGGCGUCAUGGAUUCAAGUACUGGUGCAAUUGGACUAAGAAAAGAGGAUGAAUUACAGAUCCGGCAUUUCGUGACCAGUCAGCAGCUGACUGCGUGCCAAUUAAGUGUUAAUCAUCAUUCCUUCCCAUUUUUGAGGAAUCUGAAUUGGGCCAAACUUGUUACCCACCGCCUAUAGUAUAUAAAUAGGCGUUGGGAAGCCUAUAAAACAUGAGUUUUCCAAGUACUACAUUAAGAGUAUCAGUUAUAAGCUGCCUAUAGAAUAAUGGUAGCCUAAGGGCAAGAGAGAAAGAUUCUAGGGCUGGGAAAAGUGUUGUGAGAGAAAUCUUGGCGGAUUUUUUGUAUCACAAGCUAAUGAAAUCUUUCGAAGGAUCUCUCCCGAGGA